Messenger RNA from Lytechinus pictus (painted urchin), 4307 nucleotides. Its product is annotated as zinc finger protein 330 homolog. The transcript is spliced from 11 exons. The record is from RefSeq and is a predicted model, not a curated record. Gene Ontology annotation, cellular component: nucleus. Bases 219 to 1199 code for a protein of 326 amino acids. Lineage: Eukaryota; Metazoa; Echinodermata; Echinoidea; Temnopleuroida; Toxopneustidae. Gene Ontology annotation, molecular function: zinc ion binding.
GGAGAGAUCAGUGAGUACCGGUACGUACAUGCAUAUAUGCACGCGCACGCACACGUUACGGUAUAUCCUAAUCGCACGAUCUGAUUCACGCAUGAAUCCCGUUGCCCUCCACUUAGAAUUGCGUCGUCCGAUCCGUAAUUGCUGGCCCAUAUUUUGCUCAAAAUCUUGAGAAGACGCUAUCAUAUUGGAAUUUGAGGCGAGCUAGGGAUUAAGGGAAGAUGCCGAAGAAAAAGACAGGUGCUCGUAAGAAGGCUGAGAGACAGAAGCUUCGUCAAAAGGGAAUCAGGUCUGGAAUAGAAGCCAGGAGCGUCGUGGAAUGGCCUUGUAACUAUCUCAUGGAAUGCGACAGCUGUCAUAGAACACAGAAGAACAGAGCCUUCUGUUAUUUUUGUGCAACUCUACAAAAGCUUCCUAUAUGCGCACAUUGUGGUAAGAUGAAGUGUAUGAUGAAGACAGGUGACUGUGUUAUUAAGCAUGCAGGUCGAUUUACAACAGGCUUAGGUAUGGUGGGUGCAAUUUGUGAUCAUUGUGAAGCAUUUAUUUGUCAUGGAAGAAAGUGUUUAGCUGUUCAUGGAUGUGAAUGCCCACUUAUUGAUUCAGUAUGCUUGGAAUGUGAUCGAGGGGUGUGGGCACAUGGUGGGCGUGUCUUCCAGUGUGCAUACUGCAGAGGUCAUCUUUGUGAGGAUGACCAGUUUGAACAUCAAGCCAGCUGCCAACAACUCCAAUCAGAAAACUACAAAUGUGGCUCAUGUAAUAAACUAGGGCAAUAUUCUUGCUUGAAAUGUAAGAUCUGUUUCUGUGACGAUCAUGUUAGAAGAAAAGGUAUAAAGUAUGCUAGGAAUCAAGCAAUACCUUGCCCUAAGUGUGGCUACGAGACAAAGGAAACUAAGGAUCUUGCCAUGUCUAUUCGUAAAGUAGACUUUGGAAGGCAGCAAGCGAGACAUUCAGAUGACGAUGAUGAUGAUGAUGGAGGGGGCGGAGCUUCUGGGUACGCUGCGUACUGGGCCAAACUUGAAUCAGGAAAUGGAGCAGAUGAUAGUUACCCAGGUGCUAGCUAUAAUGAUGACGAUGAUGAUUAUGACUAUGAUGAUGAGGAUGAUGAAGAGGAAGAUGAUGAAGAAGACGAAGAAGAUGACGAUGAAGAUGAAAAGACGGUCACAGAUAGUGUAGACAGGUUAAAAGUCGAUAAUAACUCUUGAUAAGAACAUUUGAUUAGGUUUUAUAUAUAGUUAUGAACAAUUGGAAGAUACUAUUGUCCGGCUUUGCUAAUCUAGCCGUCCUUAAUCAGUCAACCUACCACAAGUCCUAGAUAGCUUCCCUCUUUUAUUAUGCUUUAUGCUUUAACCCUUAUUAAACUGGGGGGGACCCCCCUCAACAAAUUUUGUCACUACGCCGUCAAGUCUUGCGCAUCUUUUGAGACCAAAUUUGUGACGCCCGGGUACGCGGUUCCAAAAUUACGCAACGUUUUGUAAGUGCAUGUCGGACCAGAGAUUGCUCAAAAACCCAAUUCCGUGUAAAAAGUCAACCAAAAAUCAUAAAUAUAUGACUAUUUUUAGUUUUGUUGGUUUAAGUGGAUUUAUUUUAUGCUAUUUAUGAUCGCAAAAAGGUCCUCGACAAAGUUCAUCAGGAAAAACAAUAAAAAACAAAGGUUUGAAAAAACAAAGAAAUAUAUAAGAAUUUAAAUAACAAUAAAAUACAUAAGAAAUUAAUUAUAUUUUUGCUAUUUUUUAAAAGAUAUUUGUUAGAAAUGUAAUAAUUGAUACUCCCACCAAAAAUUAGCAUUCUACUUGCUAUAUAAAUUGAGUAAAAGGCAAAUACAUACACAAAAAACCAAAUUUAUGGCAAAUUUCAUAUGCUUAAUUGCAUAAUUAAUUAAUGAAAAAUAUUUAAAGAAAAUUUUUUGAAAAUUUUACUGUACACUCUUGUAGUUUAAAUCCAGCUCUAUGCGCUUGCAAAUUUUCGCGGCGAUUGCGCAAUCAACGGGUGAGAUCUGAGGGGGGGGGGGGUCAAAUUGACCCCCCCCCCCCCAGUAUUUACUGGUCUGAAAAAGCCCAGUUAAGAUAGGGUUAAAUUCGUUUGUCAUUCGGGGAUUUUAUGAUUCAUGAUAUUUUAUUUUCAUAUUGAAUUCUCGCUACCCCAAAUAGCGAUUUCGCCGAGAUCCGGGAAAAAUCCCUGUAACGCGCAUUGCAUUAUGGGAUAGCUUUUCGGUAUUACAACUUCCUGUUCGGAAGUCCAAUGCACUGUUUUGCCAUUCAGAUCAACAGUGCCGUCAUCUUCAACAACAGAACGUCGCUUUCGCUUGGAAGGUUCGUGAUCACAACCCUCUCUUUCACGAUACAGUUUAACAGCCUUUUCUGCUAAAGUCACUAAUUCUGCCCGACGCUUUCCAUUGCACGGUAUUCCUCUGUCAGUUAAGAUUUGUUUAAGUUCCGAAACUGAUUUUUUAUCCAUUUUGUGGUCGAUGAAAAAUUGAACGGAAUGAAUGCUGUAUUGUAUAUAUUUAGCGUCUAGUCGAAUACGAUCGUGAUGUCAGGCCGGUCGCUAAAUGCAAAAUUUUAAGAUAUUAAUUUUUUGUUUAAUUUCUCUAUAACCAAAUAAAAACAUGAAUAAAAAUUAUUUUCACGUGAAAUAUAUUUUUUAUUUUUAUUUAUGAUUCAAAUGGAAUCAAAACUGACCAAAUUAAAUAAAAAGUAUUAUAACCUGUACAUAUUACGCUGAUUGGCAUCGAUUUCAGCGUGGUGGAAAACUCAGUAUCGCGAACCUCGCGCGAGCAUGACUCUGAACCGGAAGUGGUGAUGACGACCCGACGGAGGGAAAAUUAUCUCGUCUCGCGCAUUAUGAGAUUUUUUUUCCUAUUUGGGGUAGCGAGAAUUCAGAAAAGCAUUAUUGAUGAUCCAUGAUUGAUAUUGAAAUUGUUCACAAAUAGUCUACAGAUAGCCUUCAAUGUCCACAUGCUUUGAAAUGAUUUCCAAUCACAUUACUUUUAUGUCUAUAUACAUGUAAAUGAGGACAAUUCAGAGUGCAAUGGAUCAGAGACAUUGGAGAGGAAGCAACUCCUAAUUUUUUUUCUUCAAAAUUGACUUUUUUUUUAUUUGGGAUAAUUUGUGUAUGCCUACAUGAUGCUGAAUGAAUUAGAAUAGCUUAGCCCCAAUAUCUGACAUACAGACAUUUCAAAACCAAGUAAAUACUCCAUCAUAAAACGAGGAUACAUUUUUGUCAUUUACUAAGAAACUCAUUCCACAGAGUUGCCACCUUUUGUCAUAGGACGGCAGUAUUUCUCUCACAUCACUCACAGAGCUGUUGCCAUUGGUCACUGUAUGUACUUUACUAUGCUAGUCCAUCUUGAAAAAAUGAACUGUAAAUUAAAGUCCUUCUUGAACAAAUGUUCUGUACAUUGUCAUUAUGUAAGUCAUGCUCUUUAUGUUAAUUUUAUACAAGCUGCAGUAGUGUGACUGCUACCCCUUGAAAUUAAGCUAUGCCAUUAGAAAUGGCAGCAAACUUACAUCGUGGCAGUAUCCGUACAUGUAAAUGUCUGAGCAUGAAAAUAUCAAUAUAAAGAAAUAUUAAAGGGGAAUCCAGCCUUGGCCAUAAAAUGUUUUGUUGGGAAGGAGAAAAAUAAAUUAAAUAGAAUGGUGAAAGUUUGAAAGAAAUCAGACAAGCAAUAAGAAAGUUAUAGCUGCUUUAAAAUUGGGAUCACUAAUAGUAUGUACAUUUCAAAUUGGCAACUGGGUAAGUAAAUUAUGACAAGGGGCAAGGACAACUUUCCCAUAGGCCAUGUACUUUAUUAUCAGGGAUUUGUGGUUUUCUCUCAAGUACCCAUUCCCCUGGGGCAGUAAUCUAAAUAUAACUCAGGUAGUAUAUUGUUUAAUGUCCUCAUGAAAGAAAAAUAUAAUUUGAAGUAAAACUUUUGGGAAAAAUGACAUUUUAGCCAUAAUAUGUAUUGGAGUACAUGGAAGAGUAGUCCUUGCCUUACAUCACUAUGACAUCCCAUAUGCGGCCAAUUUGAAGUCUCCAUGAGUAUAGUGAUUACUAAUAUUUACAACUUUUAAAAAUUCAUAACUUUCUGUUGUUUGUCCAAUAUUGUUCAAACUUUCACCUAUCAACUUGUCUGAUUUUUCUUUUUCUUAUAAAAACAAGUUUAUAUUUGGGUUGGAUUCCCCUUUAAGUUAUGAACUAGCUAACUCAAUAUAAAUACAUAUGCAUAUGACAUCUCUUUUUAUGUCAUUUGGCAGUUAUGAGAUGAGUUAAUGACAGAUGACACUCAUGACAGUAACAUACACAAAUAAAUGCAUCAUUCUAAUUUUUAA